AUGGAGCCUGUUAAUCCUGUUACCACUAGAGGAACUCGGGACAAGUCUCCUCAGGCCACCACUGCAGCUGCUGUGGCUGGAGCUGUGCCAGCAACCACACCGGGGACCAAGAAGAAGCACAAGAAAGUUGGAUUUCCCUCAGAUGGAGAGAGAUAUAUGCAACUCACAAAUGAAAAACAUGCAGAAGAGAAACCCAUUAAUGCUAUCGUUAUAAAUUCAGGAUCCGAAUUCAACAUCACAGAUGGGCCAGCCAAGGAAACUUCCACUGAGAAAAAACUGUCAGAAUCCACCACAUCACUGUCCUCCCUUGAAGAAUGUCAAACGAAAUUUUCUUACCUCCAAACCGAUGCUUCAGCUCAUCAGAGAGACACUGAUGAGGAAUGUGCCUCCCUCAUCCUCACCUGCCUCUUUUGCCAGUUUUUGGAUUGUCUCCUGAUGCUCCCAGACACGUGUGAGACGGUGUGCACCAACGCGUGCUGCCCCUCCUACCGGUACCACCACACCUCGGACGAAAGCCACUCCUGGAAUGACUGCAACUGCAACUGUGACAUGGACUGCAGCCUGUUUGAAUCUUGUCACGAGACCGGCGAGUGUCUGGAGCUGGCCAUGGAGAUUUCAGAGAUCUGUUACCGCUAGGCCGGGGCCUGCCGCAGAGCCGCUGCAGGACGCCCGACCCCAGCUGGAGGAAGGGCGUGUGCAUUUCUUGAGCGCUGCUGGCCGUUUACUCUGCAUCUGCCUGGGAAAGCAGUAGUGUCACUCAAAGGUCUUCUUCCAAAAUUCACAACCGCAUGGCUCGCUGAAAAAUAAGAUGUUGACCACAUGUGAUGAACAAGUCCUAAGUACCUCUUACAUGCCGCGGGCAACCGAUGUCUCCCAACAACCAUAGCAUGUUGAAGCCCACUGUGCUAAUGCACUCGCUGGCUUGCCGCAUGAAUUUGACUUCAUUCACAGAUUCAGGACAAAUUAGUGCGUUCUUUACCACUGACAUAUAUUAGCUCAUCUUUCUAAUGGACUCAUGCAUAAACAUUAUACAUUGUUGGUUAUUAUUAAUAAUGUAUUGCAUAACAUCAUUUUUAAUUAAAAAUUUAUUUAUACGGUCUCUUAAAAUUCACUUAUAUGUACAGUUUAGGUAGGAAAGGGAAUUAAAUAAAUUAGAAACCAUGUUCAUGUAAUUACAACAGAUUCUUUAAGACUCCUCCAGUGAAUUUCGAAUAUGAUGUACUUUGAGGGAGCCCUAUAAUUCUAGGGCGUGUUGCUCCAUGUCUGACUAUGGCAUAGCCAGUAAUGCAUGUUCUUAAUUUGUUGAGAAAGGGCUCUUCUUUAUCUAAUGAGCAAAAAUGGGAAUUGUGUGCAAGUUUCAAGAUAGUCAAUUCCUCGUUUUCCCCGUUUCUGUUUGUCAGGUACGUAGGCAACAGGAUAUCAAACAGAAUCAG
Messenger RNA from Myotis davidii, 1433 nucleotides. RefSeq names its product myoD family inhibitor domain-containing protein-like. NCBI's taxonomy places the organism in Eukaryota, Metazoa, Chordata, Mammalia, Chiroptera, Vespertilionidae. The transcript has 3 exons. The coding region runs from base 1 to 636 and encodes 211 amino acids. The record is from RefSeq and is a predicted model, not a curated record.